AUUAUAUAAUAGGGGUUCAUACAUUCUUUCUUGUAUACCUACAUUUCGGCAAGUCGAUUUCACUUCUCUUCUUGCUUCUUGGACUUCUCCGCAUUUUUAUAUCACCUUUUCCCUCAGAAAAUUCUGCUCAGAUCCCUAAUUUUCUCGAGAAAAUGAAGAAAGUGGUGGUGAAAUUGGAGUUAUUUGAUGACAAAAUUAAGCAAAAAGCCAUGAAAACAGUCUCUGGCCUCUCAGGGGUGGAUUCAAUUGCAAUGGAUAUGAAGGACAAGAAAUUGACAGUGACGGGGGAUAUAGAUCCAGUGAUUGUAGUGGCAAAGUUGAGGAAGCUGUGCCACACAGAGAUAGUGACAGUUGGACCAGCAAAAGAACCAGAGAAGAAGAAAGAGGAAGCUAAGAAAGAAGAACCAAAGAAGGCAGGAGAUGAGAAGAAUAAAAAUUCAAAAGAUGGAGUGGCACCGGCUCAGCUUGUGGCACUGGCUCAGUACAACCAUGGCUAUUAUCAACAACAUCCUCCAGUGCAGACAUACUAUUACAACCCUAGUGCGCAGGAGGACCCGAACGGUUGUGUUAUUUGCUAAUUGCCACAACAUCUCUUAUUAUGAACCAACGAACACAAUUUCUGUGAGUGAGAGAGAGAAAUGGAUCUGGGAUUUAUUUAGUAGUUUUUGUAGUGUAAUAUGUAACACAUAAGGGUAGAACCCAAGUCUGAAGAGAUUUCAUGUACAGCAGGGUAGCAGUGGUGUGUGCUGAUUUCAUCAUCGUUUAUUAUUUGUUAUUUAGGCAUUGUGUUUAAAUUUAUCGGGUGUUUUGAGAAGAUAAGCAUUGUCUUUGAAUUUAUGAAGCCUUUUGAAAAGAUGGUAAAA
Messenger RNA from Camellia sinensis, 863 nucleotides. Its product is annotated as heavy metal-associated isoprenylated plant protein 39. NCBI's taxonomy places the organism in Eukaryota, Viridiplantae, Streptophyta, Magnoliopsida, Ericales, Theaceae. Gene Ontology annotation, molecular function: metal ion binding. The record is from RefSeq and is a predicted model, not a curated record.